AUGAGUUCCAUGUUCAAAAAGAAAGGCGGCCUCGCCUUCAAGCCCAAGGCUCCAGUCGCACGGCCAAAGCCCCCAGCGCCAAGCACAAAACCUGCACCGGCACCCGAGCAGCCUGCGAUUGAUGCGAAUUCGGAACCAGCCACGGAAGACGUACCGCAAGUCGCGCACGCGGAAUCGGAGUCUCGGCAGGUCGGACAAGGUGGCUUGGGGAUUCCCGUCGAAGAAACGCGAGAACAGCAGCAAUGGGAGACGUCGACCGCGCCCGGACAGACGGCGAGGCCGACAUUACACGGCCGGCAGGAGGACUCCGUCUCUCGACCGCAGAAGCAACCGGAGACAUUGCCACGCCAGGCUGAAACCAGCGAGGAAGAAACCGCUGGACUCGAGCCCGUGGCCGAUUCCUCUGCCGGAAUCGAUAUCCAGCCAUCGCCGACCCCUCGCAACCGGACAGUGAAAGUACACCACCAGCCCGCCGUCGAUCCUCUUCCACCGCAACCGUCGAUAGAGCCUCAUGACCAAGCACCAUCAUCGUCAGAGCAAACGGCCCGACCGGAGCCUCCUGUUGCGGAAAAUGAGGGUCAAAGAUCAUCCACCGCCGCAGCAGCAGAAGCAGCAGAAACAGCAGGGGACGAGCCAGACACCCCGGCGGCUCCUGGACCCGGUUCCAAAAGAGCUCCCAGGAAGCAAGCCGCCACCACCCAGGAUGCAACAGUCUCAGAUCCUGCAGAAGGCGAGCCGGCGCGGCCGAGGAAGCGCCAAAGAAAAACCAGGCCGCAGGGGCAAGACUCGCAGACGCCUGCCCCCCGAAAACGCAAAACGUCGACCCCAAAAGCCGCCAACGGUUCGAGGAGCAGCUCCCGGAGAGCGCGCUCACUGACACCAGAGGACGCCGAGACCCAAGUCGUCGACCUUCAGAAGCUAAAAAUGUCCGACCUGACCAAGGACUUGCGCAUAGGCAAAAAGUUCAGCCGCCACGACGAGCUGCGCGACCGCGAGCGCAAGGCCCGCCAGAAAGCCAAACUCGACAAGGACACCGACACGCCACCCAGCGAAGCAGGCGACGGCACCUCGCAGUCGCGCACCCCAGACGCCGCUGCCACCACGGCGAAGCCCAACGCACCAGGUGCUGCAUCCGCUCCGGCAUCCGCUCCGGCAUCCGCUUCGGCAUCCGCGCCAGCAGCCGCGUCAGGCCCCCAGUUUCGCAUCGUGGACGGCCAGAUCGUCGUGGACCAAGACUCCCUCGUCAUGGACCGCCACGCCCGCGCCGCGGCAGCCCGAGCAGGCGAGCACAUGGAGACUGUGGAGGAAAACGACUUCACCUGCCUCAUCACCUCGUCGUCCUUCAUGAACACGUCCAAGCUAAAGGGUCCCAACAUAUGGACCGACCAGGAGACGGAGCUCUUCUACCGCGGCCUGCGCAUGUUUGGCACUGAAUUCGAAAUGAUUUCCAAAAUGUUUCCCGGCAAGCGCCGACGCCACGUGAAGCUCAAGUUCAACCGCGAGGAGCGCCACAACCCCUCCCGCAUAGACGCCGCGCUCAUUGGCGAAAAGACCAUCAAGAUGGACAUUGACGAGUACCGAGCAUUCACCGGGGCCGAGUUUGAGUCGCUGGAGGUUAUUGAGGCGGAGCAAAGGAAGAUCCAGGAGACUUACGAAGCCGAGAGGCAGCGCGUCGCGGACGAACAGGCCGAGGUUAUGAGGAAGAAGCGCGACGAACUGUUUGCCGACGAGGAUGGCGAAGGGGAUCUGAAAAGGAAGAAGAAGAACGGCAAGAGGAAGGGCAAGCAAAGCGUUUCUUACGGCUUGAACGGCGAACCUAUCCUUCAGGACGGUGGAUGA
This is a messenger RNA of Ustilaginoidea virens, 1839 nucleotides long. RefSeq lists its product as uncharacterized. The transcript has a single exon. Gene Ontology annotation, cellular component: transcription factor TFIIIB complex. Gene Ontology annotation, biological process: RNA polymerase III preinitiation complex assembly. Lineage: Eukaryota; Fungi; Ascomycota; Sordariomycetes; Hypocreales; Clavicipitaceae. Bases 1 to 1839 code for a protein of 612 amino acids. The record is from RefSeq and is a predicted model, not a curated record. Gene Ontology annotation, molecular function: TFIIIC-class transcription factor complex binding.